UGACUCAGGCAAUAGUCUGCGUUUGAGCAGCGUUUAGUGAAGAUCGAUUUGUGAGACGUUGUAUGUGCGAAGUGCUAGUGAACGGAGUGUGCAAUUCAAACCAAAAACAUAUACAUAAAAUAUUGAGCUAUGCGUUUCCUAACUUUUUCGGCUGUCUUAGUACUCUGCGCAGCAUGCGUYAAUGCGGCUACUUUAAAUGUUGUCAGCGAGGAUAAUACACCCAGUGCGCCAUUACCGAUCAAUGGCGCUGCUGUCGACGAAGUCUUAGUGGAGUCUUCUCUCUAUAUCAAGCCAAAGACGAAUUUGCGGCCACAAGUGCGACGUGUGCGCAGCAUACCCUUCGCUAUGCCGUUGAGCASCGCAUCAUUGCUGGAACAUGUGCGUGUGAAGCGUAUGCCACAAUCGGGGCAAUCACAGGCGACUGCUGCAUCUGAUUCGAAUAGUUUUAAUUUUGGACCGUUUGGCGCUAACUCAGCGGCCGCCAAUGCUGGUUCCCAAGCCUUCAACGCUUUUGGUCCGAAUGGCAAGUUCGGUGCCUCCUCAGCGGGCACAUUGACACAAGCUUCGCAGUUUGGUCCUUUUGGACCGCAAAACUCUGCCGGCGCUUCAAUGAGCCAAGUUUAUAGGCUGCCAAAUGGACAGGUGAUUAACUUUGCUAGCACAAAUAGCUUUGCUAAUGGCCCCAACGGAAAUAAGGCCAACAGCCGCGGGUCAUCGGUGUCUGUCAGUCAACUUUAGAGCUCUAAAUUUUGGAAAACUGCAAAUAAUGCUCUAUGCUUAAAAUAWUUUGUGCAAUUAUGUUAAUAUUUCUGAAUUUCUGCGAAGAUUUAAACUAGAGCUUACAGRUUUUUAAAUUUCUAUUGAAAUAUAAUGACUUUUCUUACUAAAAAAGA
Molecule: messenger RNA, 893 nt
Organism: Bactrocera latifrons
Lineage: Eukaryota; Metazoa; Arthropoda; Insecta; Diptera; Tephritidae
Exons: 2
Coding region: 130-738 (202 amino acids)
Source: RefSeq, a predicted model, not a curated record